CAUCGAUUGAUUUCGAUUUCGAUUUCGAUCCAACUUCUUUUUCUUAUUAUCUCUUUCUUCAUUCAUCAUGACUGAUUCUACACUCCAUCAACGUAUUCCUCAUUCUCAAUCAAAUCCUCCCAUCAUUCAUCUUUCUAGAUCUUCAUCUUCAUCUUCUCUAUCAAAUCAAGAUACACUUUCAAGCUUUACUCCACCUGAUUUUACUAUCAAAGAACUUUUGGCUGCAAUUCCUUCUCAUUGUUUUGAAAGAUCAGCUAUUAAAAGUUUUAGUUAUUUGAUUUGGGAUCUCUUUUUAUCUAGCGUUUUGAUUUAUGCAGCUAGUUUUAUUGAUACCAAAUUUGGUGGAUCGGGUUCAAUUAUCAAUGGUCAUUUAGGUCGAUUGGUUUCAUUGGCUGCUUGGUCUCUUUACGCUUAUUCAAUCGGUUUGGUUUGGACAGGUAUUUGGGUCCUUGCACACGAAUGUGGUCAUCAAUCCUUUUCAACUUCAAAGACUCUUAAUAAUACAGUUGGAUGGUUCUUACAUUCGGCUCUCUUGGUGCCUUAUCAUUCUUGGAGAAUCACUCAUUCUCAACAUCAUGCUGCUACUGGUCAUAUGUCUCGUGAUCAAGUCUUUGUUCCUAAGACUCGUACUCAACGUGGUGUUAAACCUCUUCCAGAGAAUGCUACCAAACGAGAACGUGAUGGUGCACUCGAUCAAAGUUUGUAUGAGAAGAUGGAUGAUUUGCUUGAAGAUGCUCCGAUCUACGCUCUUAUUAACUUGACUAUCCAACAAUUGGUCGGAUGGCCUGCAUAUAUCUUGAUGAAUGCGUCUGGUCAAGCUCGUUAUCCAUCAUGGACUAACCACUUCAACCCUCAAUCGAUCAUGUUCGAUAAACGACACCGAUCUCAAGUCCUCUUAUCUGAUCUCGGUAUCGGUAUCAUGUUCACCAUCCUUUUCCUCUUCGGUUUACGUACUAGCUUUCUCAAUGUUGUCAAGUACUAUGUCGUGCCUUAUUUCUGGGUCAACCACUGGCUAGUCUUGAUUACCUACCUUCAACACACCGAUCCUAAUCUUCCACAUUACCGAGAAGGCGCUUUCAACUUUCAACGAGGAGCCUUAUGUACCAUUGAUCGAAAGAUUCAUGGGUUCUUCUUUCAUGGAAUUGCUGAGACUCAUGUAGCUCAUCAUCUUUGUUCCAAGAUCCCACAUUACAAUGCUUGGGAUGCUACUGAAGCUCUUAAGAAGAAACUUGGAGAUCAUUAUAUGUCUACCGACGAAAACUUCUGGUACAGCUUAUGGAAGAGUUACACCCAAUGCAGAUUUGUUGAAGAUGAAGGAGAUGUAGUGUUUUACAAGAACGCUAAAGGGAAAGCGAUGAGAAGAGUAGUGAUUUCAGAUAAAAAGGAUCAAUUGAGUGAUUCAGGUGUAGAUGUGGGAGAGAAGUAGUAACAUCUAUUUGACUGCUUCGAAUCACUUUAUGAUUUUGUUAGAUUGAUCCUCAAAUCGUUUUAUCCUGUUUUUCUUUCUGUUUGCUCUUUAUACUAUUUUUUUACUCCGAUUUAUAUUAGAUAGAUGAAGAGGGUGGGUGAGGAAGGGUUUUUAAUUCUUGUUGAAUUUAGAAGAUGAAUGAUGGACUGAGUUGGGCAAGCUAAAAAUCAUGAGUAAAUGAUCAUGACUCGUGUGUUAGAUUUAUGAAGUUUUAGAAUUAGACAGUUUGUCUUGAAAAGUUGUAUUGAUCAGGCUAUAGUAGCCUUACAGAAUGAUCAAGUUUAGAUGUUUUGUUCUUGUCAUAUGAGCUUUGAGAAGAUUCAUCAGUAAAUGGUAUAAACACUUUGCAAGGUUACAAUAAGGUUCUUUUGUUGAAUCAAUGAAGAUGUGUUGUAAUUCUUUACAGCUUCUAGAGAUGAGAAGAUUUGUGACAACU
Molecule: messenger RNA, 1904 nt
Organism: Melampsora larici-populina 98AG31
Lineage: Eukaryota; Fungi; Basidiomycota; Pucciniomycetes; Pucciniales; Melampsoraceae
Exons: 6
Coding region: 68-1426 (452 amino acids)
Biological process (GO): lipid metabolic process
Molecular function (GO): oxidoreductase activity
Source: RefSeq, a predicted model, not a curated record